AUGAAUUCUUCGACAGAUCCCCACGAAUACGAGCAUGAAGAAACAGUUAGAUUUAUACAACAAUUAGCUCGCACCGAUGGCACAUUGAGAUCGCCGAUCGAUUUGAAUAUCAGCCACAUGAAAGUCGUGAAUCUAAAUCCUAUACAGUGGCCCAGUUACAAUGUCACGCCAAAAAAAUUAAAACUUACCAACACUGGAUACACUGGUAAAACCUGGGAGCAACAUGCAACAUCUAAAUGCGUUCGCGUCCUUAGUGCAACGUGGCGCGAAGAAGAGCCGUACUUAUACGGUGGCCCUUUCGUCAGCAGCUAUGUCUUCUCGCAGCUUCAUUUCCACUGGGGCAAGACUGACAUGGACGGUAGCGAACACCACGUUGACGGUGGAAGGUCCCACUUUUAUUGCCUACCCAGCGAGAAAUAA
Messenger RNA from Vollenhovia emeryi, 420 nucleotides. RefSeq names its product carbonic anhydrase 1-like. The coding region runs from base 1 to 420 and encodes 139 amino acids. The transcript is spliced from 3 exons. Lineage: Eukaryota; Metazoa; Arthropoda; Insecta; Hymenoptera; Formicidae. The record is from RefSeq and is a predicted model, not a curated record.